Aplysia californica (California sea hare) is the source of this 2718-nucleotide messenger RNA. RefSeq names its product protein cornichon homolog 4. The record is from RefSeq and is a predicted model, not a curated record. The coding region runs from base 123 to 551 and encodes 142 amino acids. The transcript is spliced from 5 exons. Gene Ontology annotation, biological process: endoplasmic reticulum to Golgi vesicle-mediated transport. NCBI's taxonomy places the organism in Eukaryota, Metazoa, Mollusca, Gastropoda, Aplysiida, Aplysiidae. Gene Ontology annotation, cellular component: COPII-coated ER to Golgi transport vesicle; endoplasmic reticulum membrane.
ACAACCGGCAAACUAAAGUGAAACGGCACAAAGGCACAAAGUUCUUCGAUCCGCCGUGAGGAAGAACGGCGCGUCCGUGACAGUGUACGUAGAGAAGUCCGUCAACAAAGAGAAAGACAAACAUGGGUCCUGAUGGAAUGCUCUUCAUAUUUGCGCUCUUGGAUGAAGGCGCUCUACUCUUCUUGGCAGUAUAUUUUGUUAUUACACUAUCUGAUCUGGAGUGUGACUAUCUCAAUGCAAGGGCCUGCUGUGACAAGCUGAAUUAUUGGGUGGUCAUGGAGCUGAUCAGUCACAAUGUUUUAUCUCUACUCUUGCUUCUGAGCGGUCAUUGGAUUCUCUUUCUCAUGUAUGCACCAAUUGGUGCAUGGCUUACAUUUAAAUUUGUGACGAAGCCCUCUGGAAACAUCGGGAUGUUUGACCCAACAGAAAUCCACAAUCAGAAGCAUUUGAAGCAAUACAUGAGGGAAAGUUUGGUUCGCCUUGGCUUUCAUCUUGUAUUCUUUUUUGUCUUCCUGUACUGGAUGAUCUACUCCCUCGUGAAGGGGCACUAGAGAUGCAGCUCCCAGAUUACCUGAGAAUGAUGUGCAUGCUGUAUUAUGUGUGUGUGUGUUUGUAAAUGAGCAUAAUAGAAUUACCUAAUGAGAAUCCAUGUUGUAUCAUAUUGUUCUCACAUUACCCACUUACAUAUGAAGCAUUCUUGAAGUUUGGUUGAAAUACUUUUCUUGAAUGAAAGUUGAUUGGCUAAGUUUUGUGUUUUCAUAUUUUUCAAUGUGGACAUAUUCAGAGAUAAAAGAAAAAAAUGAAUGGUUCGAGAAAUAUUAUAUCAAGGAGAGUGUGCAGCCUUUCGUUAUUUUGCACACGUUGGUGUUAGAAUAUUGAGGGAUAAAACUGAGAAAGUCUGGCAACAGAUUUGGAGCCUCGUUUAUUAUGGCAUCAUGGCUAAGCGAUGAACACAUUACAUCUUUAUUGUGUAUGCGCCUGAUGGGAUGAAUUGAUUUUGUUUUGUUUCUCCUUUGCAGUGGAAUGUUUUGCUUCUGUUGACUUUGCUUGUUUAAUUUCAUGACUGGAAAAUGUACGGUUGAACCUGUCCAUAGCAAUCACUCAAGGCCACUGAUAAAAAUGACCCUUUAGACAGUUGGCUGCUUUGGACCUGAUAUGAGUUAUUGUCACUUACUAGACUUGGAAAAAUCAAUAGAUGGUUUCAGAUCUGAAAUCUUAAUUUUUUCUUUCCAUUUCGUUUCCAUCAAAAUUGUUAUCUAUUGUAAAGGCUUUUGUGCAAUGAUUGAAAGUGCUCUCUCAGUCUGAGGACUUGUAACAAAUGGCCACAAAGAGCAGAUAGAUGCUGAAUUGCCGUAAAAACGACCGACAGGGGCCGCGUUGGACAGGGGCCGCUGUGGACAGGCUAAAAAGAAUAUAUCAGAAAACCACAAGGGAGUCACAGAAAAGUUGCCAUUAGUACAGAUGAUCGCUAUUGAGAGUUGACCUCUUGGGCAGGUUCGACGGCAUAUUUUGUAUUGUAUAUCUUCAUUUUUAAUCAGAUACAAUGGAGUCCACUGAAACCGAACACUUUUAAUCCGAAAACAGCUGUGCGCUCCAUGAAAAUAGAAUCCUCUUUUUUUGGUCUUCUUUGCCCUUGUGCCCAGCCUAUGAGUAUGGGAUGUAUAUUAUAUAUCACUGGCAUUGGGCUUUUUCACAUCUUCUCUAGGCUAGUUCAAAGCUCAGUACAGAGUGCUUUGUGUUCUGUGUUACUGUUUGAUUAAGUAAGCUGACUAUGUUGAAGAGAAAGCACUGCUCAAAGUGCAGUUACUGAAAGAGGUAAAUGAGAAAUUUUUAAAAAAGUGAAAUUUGCUGCAAGCAUGGCAUUCCCAACUCUACAUUGUGGACAGUUAUCACUAUUUGAGCAACCUCUCUCAACUGAAAACACAGCUAAACCGAACAAAAUGCGGCAGCCUUGCAGAUUUCAGUUUAGAGGGCUCCACUGUAGUUCUGUUUUAGAGUCUACCAUUGCUUUCUUUUUGUCCCACUUUUCAUUUGUUUCAGUGUUCAGAUCUGCACUUAUUAUUGCUUUUGAGUUAUGUUUCAUGUGAACUGUUUGUUGAUUCAUACAUGUUGUUUAUUAUGUUUUCUCUUUUUACAAGUCUUAGUAAGGUGGACAGGACGACAUCUAAGGGGUAAAUACUUAAUCCUUGAGGCUUUAUGUGCUUUCAGUUUGGCGGGUUUAUUGAUACAAUUUGCCAAUGGUUUUUAUUUUGACUCUGGUGUCUGUGAUGAAACUGGUUGUAGAACAUUUUUCUCUCUUGUUCUCUAGUCUAUUUCUUCAUGUAGGUUACUUGACUUGUUUUUGUGGUUGGUUGGCGGGUGCUCUGGUGUGGUUUGCUCCUUCUUUCCUAUCAAACAUUUCGUCCUUAUCUCCCCUCCUUCUUUUUUGUGUAUGUUACUCUCUUGUAACACAUCUAUUCUUCUGCACUUAUAUGACCUUAUUGCGUUGCAAGUGCCGUAAAACUCUUACUAAAGCAGACUUGUUUUGUGCCUGCCUUACAGAGACAUAACGGAGGAAAAGAAACUAAGAAUUAUUAUUUACAAAAUACUGUGUUAAAUUUUUAGGCUUGUUCUAAAUGUAUCCGUUCCUUACUUCUCAAGAUCUCUUUUUCUGUUUAAAGAGACGACGUGUCUUUUAUUAAGUUUACUUAUAAAUGAUAAUUGAAAUGAUCAGCAAAA